Molecule: messenger RNA, 2898 nt
Organism: Pediculus humanus corporis (human body louse)
Lineage: Eukaryota; Metazoa; Arthropoda; Insecta; Psocodea; Pediculidae
Product: ankyrin repeat-containing protein, putative
Exons: 9
Coding region: 1-2898 (965 amino acids)
Molecular function (GO): protein binding
Source: RefSeq, a predicted model, not a curated record
AUGGUUUUUUUCGUACCGUGUUACGUUCGAGAAAUCGAUUAUCGUUUAACUCACGAUUGUUGUAAAAAAUGUUAUUGUAAGGGUGGUAGAAACGCACUUCAUUUGGCCGCUGCCGGUGGUUACAAGGACGUCGUCGCGACGCUUUUACAAGCAAAAUGGGAUGCAAAUUUACAAGAUACCGCUGGAUGUACUCCAUUGCAAAGAGCAGCAGCAGAGGGUCAUUUGGACGUCGUUAAACAAUUAAUUAAACACGGAGCAAAUGUCAACGUGCAAGACAAAAUCCACGGUAACACGGCAUUACACGAAGCGAGUUGGAAGGGAUAUAGUAAAUGCGUCGAAGAACUUUGCAAAGCCAAUAAAAUCAAUUUGCAGGUGAAAAAUGCCGGAGGAUUCGCUCCUUUGCAUUUGGCUUGUCAAAAUGGUCACAAUCAAAGUUGCAGAGAGCUAUUAAUGGCAAAUUGUAAUCCGGAUAUACAAAAUAACUAUGGAGACACUCCUUUGCACACGAGCGCACGUUACGGUCAUGCAGGUGUUACGAGAAUUCUAAUUAGUGCCGAUUGCCAUAUGUCGGAUCAAAACAAGAACGGAGAUACCGCUUUGCACAUAACGGCAGCAAUGGGAAGAAGAAAAUUAACAAGAAUCCUACUCGAAGCCGGUUGCGAUCCGAAUAAAAGAAACAAAGCAACUAAAGACAUAGCGGUGAGAAAAGAUCUCGGUGAAAUUGUGGAAAUCAUCGAUAAAACGAUUCCGUUGAAAAAAAAAGAAAAGCAAAAGGAUAAAAAGGAAAAAGAAAGGGAUAAUAAUAAUAAUGAUGGAAAGAAAAGGGGAAAAGAAAGCGGGAGCAGCAAAGACAGCAGCACGAGGCCGAAAGAUAAGAAAAAACCGAAAAGCGAACAUCAGGUACACUUCGAAGAACCCGUCGAACCCGCCAAAUGGUCUCCCUACGGUUGUCACUAUUAUCCGGAUUCUAAAACGUUUCCAAAACCCAAAUUGGAUUCUUUGCCACACGAACCGCUGAAAAAGGGCGAACAGUAUUAUUUGGAUUUGGCUGGAAAUAUAAGGAAGGGACCCGUCGGCGUCGGAUACACGUGUUAUUGCGCUCCCUUUUUCCGUCACAUGGAAGAACGAUUGGACAGAGAUAAAAAAGAAUUGAAAGAACACAUUGACGCGGCUCAAAUACGAUUGGAUAAAAAAGUGACGAGUUUGGAAGUGAAAACGAGGAGUCAAUUAAACGAAAUAACGAGGAGCAUGGCGUUGGAAAGAGUCAAAUGUCAACAGAGGCACUUGCAUUUGGAACAGUGGUUAAUCAGAGGGUCGAUAUUUAGAAAUUCCGAAAAACCCAAACCGACGGAAUACGUCAACGCUCGAAUAUCGAAAUCCAAAAGUCUCGAAAACAUACUCGAAGAAAAUCGACACUGUUCGACGAGGAGCGACAACAACAAUCUUCAUCGUAGCGUCGACGUGUUAAACGACCAACGUUUGAUAGAAAUCGAAAAAGAGAAAAACGAAGAUUUUAAAAAUAGGAGUUCGUCGAGGGAGGGAAAAGAAUCGGGAAAAGGGAGCAGCGAAAUAGAAGAAUUGGGUUCGACGGACGGAGAAGACAACGUUGACGGCCACGAGAAAAAACACGUGCAACGACUCGGAGAUUUAAACAAUCACGAAAGGAAAAUGCAACAAAGGACCCGAGAGAUAAGCGAAAGAAUCGAUCGGAUAUUGGAAAACAACGACAACAACGACGGAAUGAACGUCAUCUGCGACGAAAUGCUAAAAUGGAAAAGUUACCACAAUGCUUACAGCGAAACAAGAGAAAACCAAAGAAUUCCAAUCGAACGACAGCCGCACCAACAGCCACAGCAACAACAGCAACAGCACCAAGUUCUUCAAAGGCCUCAAUCUCAAUGGAAUAAAACCAGGCAUUUGGAAAAUCGGCGUUCGUAUCACGAUAUUCUAAGGGACGAAGACCGCGACGCGAAUGGGAGAAAAGAAGACGUCGAUAAGAGAACGAGAAGACUUUCCGAUCCAUCUCUCGGGUCCGCCGUCGAAGAACCGGAAAGGAAAUCCGUACAAGAAAUAAUUUCGAAACUACAGAGGCAACACACGGUUCAAGAAUUGGUGGCGAAGAUACAGAAGAAAACCGGACUCAUACACAAAUCCGCUCAAAAAUGGAAAGAGAACAAACUCCUCAAAAGCAGAGAAAAGACGGUCAAGUACUUCGACGCGGAAAACGACGUGGGAUUAGAUGAAGACCCGACGACCCGAACCGCGGACUACACGAAACACCCUCACAACUACGAGAACAUACGACAGUGGGACGUACCGAAAGAAAAGCUAUCUCAAUUACCUUACAGGUGCAGGAAUACCGUUUACAGUCCGUCAUUUUCGAAGAGUCCACCACUCAACGAUCCCGAAUACCAAAGACGCCUACAACACGAAUCGCCGAACCGCGGAAGGGGAGCAGCCGAGGAGUACACACGAAGGGGAUACGAGAGAAGACAUACCUAUGAAGAGGAUCCUGAACUCCUGAGAGGUGACGACAACAACUCCACGACAGCCGACAUGGGUAACGAAUUGUACGGUUACGUUCCAUCCUCCGGUAUGUACCACCACCACGAUCCCGUGACAUCCUCGGAUCCUAGGAAGACGUCGACGACGACGAUGAUGAUGAUGAUGAUGAGACAGGGAGAACGUCACACUUACAGUCCGACUCCAAACGAUUCCGGGUACAGUACGAAGCCCUACGGAGGAAGUUCUACGGGUCCUUCUCCAUCCCUGUCCGGUGAGCGAUGUCCCCAAGUUGUGAAUCAGUCUAUUCUCCCCUGCCCAAACAAAAAACAAUUAAUUAAUAAUGAUUUUUCUACAGGGCAAGAUUUCGAUUCGAAGGCCGAACUUCAAGUUUAG